Molecule: messenger RNA, 3718 nt
Organism: Oncorhynchus keta (chum salmon)
Lineage: Eukaryota; Metazoa; Chordata; Actinopteri; Salmoniformes; Salmonidae
Gene: asb1
Product: ankyrin repeat and SOCS box containing 1
Exons: 5
Coding region: 236-1318 (360 amino acids)
Biological process (GO): protein ubiquitination; intracellular signal transduction
Cellular component (GO): ubiquitin ligase complex
Molecular function (GO): protein binding
Source: RefSeq, a predicted model, not a curated record
GUUAACUGACUCCAAGAGCAGGAAGUCGCACUCUCGUCUCUCAGAUAGGGAAGCGCAAAAAGAGGAGUGAUCAGUGAGGUGUCAUAAAUAUAUUCCAUUACAACAACAAUGGCACAACGGACGGUAUGACAAAGUCGUUUUGGUAACACUAGCUAGGUAAUCACUUUCCUAGUUCUGGCGCUUUUUCGUAGGAGACUCCCUGCAAAGAAGCGUGAGAAGUUAUUAUUAGGGAGAAAUGGCGGACGGCGGAGGCUUCGAGUUGGGUGAUGUUGUCGACCCACCCAUUGCGCCGAAUAUCAUCUGUCCCCUUGUCACCGUUUCUGACCUACCCAGCCCGACAGCUGCAGGCCGUAACCUGAAGGAAUGGCUGCAGGAGCAGUUUAAUAAAAAGCCUGAAGAGCAGAGUGAGGACGCGCUGCUCCACAACGCUGCUUACGUAGGAGACCUGGAUACUCUAAGGAACCUGCUGCAGGAGGACAGCUUCAGAGAGCGGAUCAACGAGAAGUCUGUAUGGUGCUGUGGUUGGCUGCCCUGCACCCCUCUGCGCAUCGCUGCCACAGCCGGUCAAGGGGCCUGUGUGGCCUACCUGAUAGGCCAGGGGGCCACGGUGGACCUAGUGGAUGUGAAGGGUCAGACGGCACUCUACGUGGCGGUGGUCAACGGACACCUGGACUGUGUGACCAUCCUCCUGGAAGCUGGAGCUGACCCCAACGGCAGCCGCCACCACCGCAGCACUCCCGUCUAUCACGCUGCACGGGUAGGCAGGGUGGACAUACUCCAAGAGCUCAUCAGGUUCCAUGCCGACGUGGAUGUGGACCACCAGCUGGGCGCCAGGCCCCCGUUUGGUGCGGCCCGCACCCUCACCACACUGGUGGUGUGCCCGCUCUACAUCAGCGCCGCCUACCGCCACCUCCACUGCUUCAGCCUGCUCCUGGCGGCCGGCGCCCAGCCGGACUACAACUACAACGGACCAGUGAGCCGCGAAGCGCUAGCAAAGGGUUUGGCCUCCUGCCUGCUGGAUGCGGUGCUGAGACACGGCUGUGAGGCGGCGUUCGUCAGACUGCUGCUAGACCACGGUGCCGAGCCCAGCCUGGUACCCUGGGAGCAGCCCCACCAAGGGGGAGCGACCGCCGGGGGCCGAGAGAGGGUUGACCCCGAAGCCCUGCAGCUCUACUUGGAGGCCAGGAGAUGUCCUCAUAGGCUGACCUACCAAUGUCGGAUCAGUAUUAGGAAAGUGAUGGGGAAGCAUCGGCUAAAACACAUCCCUUCUCUACCGCUCCCGGACCCCAUUCAGAACUUCCUGCUUCACCAGAACUGACUCUGGCAGGCCUUGCCUUUGAUUAUCGUUAUGCUAUUAUGAACAGUGACGGACUUACCAUUAGGCAGAAGAGGCGAUUGCCUCAGGCUUUCACAUCAUAAUCAAGGGGCCUCAUGAGCUGGGCAUAAUUUAAACAAAUAAAACUAGUCAUCUUUUUGUUUAUUUCUCAGCUUGGGCUGUUGAGGCCCCUUGAUUUCUCAGCUUGGCCCCUUGAUUUCUCAGCUUGGGCUGUUGAGCCCCCCACAUUCUCUGCUCAAAGGCUGGACUGCUCAGUAGCUUGGUUCAGCAGCAGCAAAAUCAGCAGGAAGCUUCAAAGUUGCAAACGAAAUGGGGAAGGGUUUCUUUGCCUGGUAAUGAGGCCACAUGGUUGUCAAAAAUACCUCCCAAAAAGUAAAUGAAUCCAUAUAGCUGAAGAAUAAUAGAUCAACAAUUUAUUUCUAUACAAAUACACUACGUGUAUGAAACAUUAGGAACACCAUCUCUUUCCAUGAGAAGGUGAAUCCAGGUGAAAGCUAUGACCCUAUAUUGAUGUCAUUUUUAAAAUCCACUUCAAACAGUGUAGAUGAAGGGCAGGAGAUGGGUUAAAAAAAUACUUUUACACCUUGGGACGUGGAUUGUGAAUGGGCAAGACAAAAGAUUGAAGUGUCUUUGCGGGGUAUGGUAAUGUAGUUGAUGGCAGGCGCACCGGUCUGAGUGUAUCAAGAACUGCAACGCUGCUGGGUUUUACUCGCUCAACAGUUUCCCAUGUGUAUCAAGAAUACACAUGGGAAACACCCAAAGGACACCCAGCCAACUUGACACAACUGCGGGAAGCAUUGGAAUCAAAAUGGUCCAGCAGCCCUGUGGAUCGCUUUCGACACCAUGUAGAGUCCAUGCCCUCACGAAUUGAGGCUACUCUGAGGGCAAAAGUGGGUGCAACUCAAUACUAGGAAGGUGUUCCUAAUGUUUUGUACACUCAGUGUACAGUGCAUCAGAAACAUUGUUUAUUGCUUGUUUGCUGUGACAAAGCCUCCAUUCUCUGUAUGAGUCUGUAUGAGUUGCUUCUUGACUUAUUUGCAUACCUUCCACAUAAUUGCAAUAAUUCCAAAAACAUAUUUAUUUUCUAUUUUCUCUGUAUUAUGGCUUUCUGUACCACCUACAAAGUGAUCUGCAACUAAAGCAAUGUCUGUUUCCCCCUUCUUCCCGUCUUUUUGCAGAACAAGAGAGCGCUAUCAUUGAUCUUUCUCGCACCCGCUUCCAAUUUCAUUUACUUUGGAAAGCACGUCUUUGCCUGCCAUUAGUCCUGUUUAUACCUGGCACUAACAUGGGUCUUGUGUCCUGAUCUUGUUCAAAUGUACAUUUGAAUGCUUUCUCCACACUCCUCAGUUCACAAUGCAUCUUUUAACCCCUGUAAAUCUAUGCUGUUGGGGGGGGGGUCAUACAAUGGCUCAUAUAGCUAUUUGAUUUUUAAUUUUAGGAACCCUUUAGGUAUAAAAAAUAUAUAUAUAUAUAUAUAUAUUAGAACCAAAAAAAAAGAUAAAAUAUAUAAUUUUGCGUUUACUACUCUAGCCUAUAGAAACGGAUUGAAUAACAUUCAUAAAUGCCAAAAAAUACAAGAAAAAAUGAAAUAGGGAACAAGGAAUUAUAAGGGAACAAGGAUUAUAAGGAAGCUCAGGAUAUAUAUAUAUAUAUUUUACACAUUUAACCCCCUUUUUGGGAAGGUACAAAACUACCCCAAUACUUCCAUUAAUAAACAAAAAUUAAAAACGGUACCGGUAACCUUAUGACGAGUCCCGUGACAAAGCUGGGGAACGCCAUCUUUUCCAUAGAGUGGUCAUAAUAGUUUGGAGUCUAUAGACGUUUUCACGAGAAGAACGAUUUUCAGGAUGACUCAUAGUCUGACAAAUAUAGCUGUAGCUCGGCAGCCUUCCACAGCAGAUGCCAUAGGUGGCCUUCUCUAGCUUAAACUGAUGAAUUUGGAUGGGGAUUUUUUUAUUAUGUUAUUUAGAGGUCAUCAUGCGGGCAUAUUGAUGAGACUAUGGCGACAAGUGAAUAAACCGCCCCUACCCUCUUUGUUCUAUUGGCGAAUGUGCAAUCGCUGGAGAAUGAACUGGACAAGCUUUGUUGGAGACUGUCCUAUCAACGGGACAUUAAGAAAUGCAUUUUACUAUGCUUUUCAAAGUCAUGGCUAAACAAAGACAUGGAUGAUAUACAGUUGGCUGGGUUUUACAUGCAUUGACAGGACAGAACAACAGCACCCGGUAAGAUCCUUGGGGGUGGGGUGUGUCUCUUUGUCAACAAAGUGCUUCUACACCUGCAUUGCUUGCUGUUUGGGGUUUUAGGCUGGGUUUCUGUACAGCACUUUGAGAUAUCAGCUGAUGUACGAAGGGCUAUUUAAAUAAAAUUUGAUUGAUUGAAAGA